AUGCCGCCGAUGCGCCGCGGCCCCAGCUCACGGCUGGUUCGUAUCACCGCCGUUGCCUUCUUUAUCGGCCUGUACCUGCUCGCCUGUUACUAUAUCGACCCACGCGGCGUCUUCCACAAGGAGCCCGAUUUCGACGAGUUCGAGGAGGAACUGCCCAAAAAGUCUACGCCGGUGAAGUCGCAAACGUUGGUCCCUCUCGAGGCCCAUAUUAUGAGCAAGUGCCCGGAUGCAAGGGACUGCCUUCGGGAUCUGGUGCUUCCUACGAUGGUGCGCGUGCAUGAUAAGGUCAAUUUUACACUGUCGUUCAUCGGGACGCCGACUGACAACGACGGCGUCGCCUGCAAGCAUGGCCCGGAAGAGUGCCUCGGCAACAUCAUCGAGCUAUGCGCCCAGAAGCUCUACCCCGAGCCCAAGGCCUUCCUCGGCUUCACCAUGUGCCUGACGCGCGACUACAAGCACAUUCCGCAGCGUAGCCUGAUCGAGGACUGCGCGCUGGAGCACGCUCUCGAUUUUAACGCCCUCAACGAGUGCGCCACACGCGAGAAUGGCGCCUACGGCGUCGGCAUGCUGCGCGAUAGCGUGCAGCGGACGGCUAAUGUAAGUUGUGGUCUUGGGUAUCUACAAAUAACAAGCUAA
Molecule: messenger RNA, 636 nt
Organism: Thermochaetoides thermophila DSM 1495
Lineage: Eukaryota; Fungi; Ascomycota; Sordariomycetes; Sordariales; Chaetomiaceae
Exons: 4
Coding region: 1-636 (211 amino acids)
Molecular function (GO): oxidoreductase activity, acting on a sulfur group of donors, disulfide as acceptor
Source: RefSeq, a predicted model, not a curated record